Ambispora gerdemannii is the source of this 795-nucleotide messenger RNA. The record is from the annotation of a GenBank genome assembly. Lineage: Eukaryota; Fungi; Glomeromycota; Glomeromycetes; Archaeosporales; Ambisporaceae.
AUGAAAAAAAUCUUGGAAUUUCGGGGAAUAGAGGUAGGUGCUGCUCGCGAUGUUUUUCGGGAAGCGGCUCGGCUAAAAUUAUUGGCUGAUGCUGAGAAAUGGUUUGCUUAUAUCAAAAAAAGAAAUAUUACGAAGAACCUCGAUAUGCUACAAAUAGAAGCUAGACAUCAAAAAAUUGUUCAUUCAAUUCUCUCCAAAUACCCUUAUCAGUUCUAUGCUUAUGGCUCUCGGGUUAAAAACCAAGCCAAAAAAUAUUCCGAUUUAGACCUUUGUUUUUAUGGAAAAAUACCUUGGAAUGUUCUUAGUCAUAUUCAAGAAGAUUUUGAAGAAUCGGAUUUGCCUUUUAAAGUGGAACUGGUAGCUUGGGAUGUACCCAAGAGGCUGAAGGGGCCGGCUUGGAAAGCUGGUAGGGAUAUUCAUAGCGUCCGCGGAGGUUCGAAUCCUCUCACUUCCGCCAAAAAAAUAAAUAUGCUUUAUGCACCAGAAGAAAAAAGGAAAAUCAUACUGGAUAAUUACACCCAUCCUAGCAAGCAAGUAGAAUUUGAGGAGUUAAAAAAAUUUAGUAAUAAUUGGCAAACGCCCUUUUCAACUUUCCGUAGUUUGGAUAAAGUUGCUGCUGCUAAUAUACUUUGUGCUUCUUUGGAAAAUAAAAAUUUACAAUUUGCCCAGGAAAUAUUAAAUAAUUGUCAAAGCAUGAUAGAGGGGAAAAAUUAUAACUUAAAUGGUUGUCCUGACUUCCAAGUCUUUGCCGACAUAGCCCAGUUUCCCCAUCGGGUUGAAUGUAUAAAAUUAGUG